AGCUGGAAUCAUGAACAGAUCGUUCGCUACUUUUUCCCUAGCUUGGGCAAUCUUCUGCCUAAUUAAUUCAUCUGACGCAGGAAGGGCUUUCGAGCAACUGAGGCAACAGGAUUGCGGAGUCCUACCGAACACAACUAUCACCCAAAGACUUCACUCAAGGAUCUAUGGUGGCAAGCCAUCCUUCUUGAUGACCCAACCCUGGAUGGCGUUUAUCUAUAUACCAAAUAAUUUGGAGACUUGCCGAUGUGGAGGAUCUCUUAUCUCACAGCGCUUUGUUUUGACUGCUGCGCAUUGUUAUGAAAUGUGCCCUAAGCCCAGCGAAUUACGAGUGCGGCUGGGAGAGUUCGACUUAAAUUCCUCAACUGAUUGCAUUACAUUUGGUUAUAAACGGAUUUGUGCCCCACCCGUAGAGGAAUUCGCGAUAGAAAGAUGGAUUAUUCACGAGGGGUUUAAUGUCUUUACUCCUGGGUAUGAUAUUGCUCUGGUGAGACUUGAUCAGAUAGUGGUCUUCAAAGAUCACAUUCGACCCAUUUGCCUUCCCUUGACCGAAGAUCUUCAGGCCUACACCUCGGUCAUCGGAAAUCCCUAUAAGGCUGUGGGCUGGGGAUUAACGGAAAAUGGUAUUUCUUCCAUCAUAUUGAUGGAGGUCGAAAUAGACACGGAUAGGUGUCCCAACGGCGAGGACAGUUCGUUUUUGUGCGCCAAUGGAAACGAUGUGGACACCUGCAGAGGUGACUCAGGUGGGCCGCUCGUCAUGUCACGUAAUUAUUUUGGCACCAGCGGAAAUGUCCAAUAUGGAGUGACUAGCAGCGGGCACACUGAGUGUGGAGCUGGUCGAGGAGCCAGCUACAUGAAUGUAUCCAGCUUUAUGCCCUGGAUAAUCGCCAAGCUAGAAGCUUUUCCUUAACUAAGUUUUUGUGCUAUUUAGAAAUAAGAUAACAACCUUUGAAUUUGUUGUUACUAAAGUCUAAGCAAAUUUGGAAAAGCCGUAAAUAAACUUUCUUGCAGUCGAGGUCUUUCUAGCAGGGAAUUCCUCCAAAUAAACAACCUA
This is a messenger RNA of Drosophila rhopaloa, 1051 nucleotides long. RefSeq names its product serine protease grass-like. Gene Ontology annotation, molecular function: serine-type endopeptidase activity. Bases 11 to 907 code for a protein of 298 amino acids. Lineage: Eukaryota; Metazoa; Arthropoda; Insecta; Diptera; Drosophilidae. The record is from RefSeq and is a predicted model, not a curated record. Gene Ontology annotation, biological process: proteolysis. The transcript has 4 exons.